UCCAAAAUACCCAUCUCCUCAUUUCAUUCUCCCCUCCUUCCAUUCCCUCCUUCACCCACAAAAAUGGAGCCCCAAAACCAUCAAAACCUCCUCCUCCUCUCUCUCCUCCUCCCCAUCUCUCUCAUCGUCUUCCCAUCCGCCACCGCUGUAUCGAUCCCAACUGCAGCUCCCUCCCCGUCCCCAUCCCUAGAACCUUCAACAGUGGAGGCGCCGACUCCUCCCCCAACUCCAUCCCUAGAACCUUCUAUGGUGGAGGCGCCAACUCCAUACCCAUCUCCAUCCCUCGGACCUUCUACGGUGGAGGCACCGACUCCCUCUCCGGUGCCAUCCCAAAACUACAUCUCAUUCCCUCCCUCCUCAAACCCGCCGUCACAACCCGCAUCAGGUCCCGCAUCCUCCAACCACGCACUCGAAAGCAUCUGCAAGUCCACCGACUACCCAGACCUCUGCAUCUCCACAAUCUCCCCGUUCCUCGACGGCCCAACCGACCCAGAAACCGUGGUUGGAAUCGCGAUAAAGGGUGCCACGGAGCACACGAAAAUCGCCGUGUCCCUUGCAGCCAAAUUGGCGUUAGCGCCGUCUCCGUUGGCCUCGGUUUACGGGGAUUGUAAGGACAGUUACGACGACGCGUUGGAGAACUUUGAGAGCGCGAUGAAUGCGCUCGCAGUGGGUGACGUGGGUACGAUGAACAGCAUGUUGAGUGCGGCCAUUACGGAUUUUAGUGACUGUGAUGACGGGCUUUUGGGAAAGAGUUCGUCGCUUUUGGACGUUAAUUCGGCCCUUAGUCAAAUGACAAGUAAUUGCCUCGCCAUUGUUUCAUUGAUCCAUUGAUGAUGAUGAGGAAGAAGAAGAAGAAGUUGGCGAUAAGGCGCUCCAUUUUGCACUGGAUACGUCUGCUUAUAUUUUUGGACCACCAAAAUCAGUAUCUUUUCUUAUUACAUGCACUUCGCUUUUUACUACACCGUGAGGUCCACUUUGUUUGUCCUAUGAUGUCCAAAAAUAUUUGUCCAAUUUGAAAUUGACUCUAUGUAAAUUCCAUUAAUGCCCUUUAUCAUUUAAAA
Rhododendron vialii is the source of this 1061-nucleotide messenger RNA. RefSeq names its product pectinesterase inhibitor 10. Lineage: Eukaryota; Viridiplantae; Streptophyta; Magnoliopsida; Ericales; Ericaceae. The record is from RefSeq and is a predicted model, not a curated record. Gene Ontology annotation, molecular function: enzyme inhibitor activity. The coding region runs from base 64 to 831 and encodes 255 amino acids. Gene Ontology annotation, biological process: negative regulation of catalytic activity. The transcript has 2 exons.